This is a messenger RNA of Lodderomyces margitis, 1122 nucleotides long. RefSeq lists its product as uncharacterized. Bases 1 to 1122 code for a protein of 373 amino acids. Gene Ontology annotation, molecular function: dioxygenase activity. The record is from RefSeq and is a predicted model, not a curated record. Lineage: Eukaryota; Fungi; Ascomycota; Pichiomycetes; Serinales; Debaryomycetaceae. The transcript has a single exon.
AUGUCAUUUCAGGAAAUACCAAUUCUUGACUUGCGUCAAGCUUUCAACCCUGAAACGAAAGCUGAAUUUCUUCACCAAUUAAGAAAUGCCAUGAUCAAUGUUGGGUUUCUACUCUUGAAUCAUUAUGAAGAGGUCGGCCCCACAGAAGCUGAUCUAGCCGCGAUUAAACUACAAGCUGAAGAGUUUUUUGCAUUACCAAAUGAGGUAAAGUUGGGUUGCGAAAUGAAAAACUCAAGACAUUUUCUAGGGUAUACACGUUUGGCAAACGAAAUUACUGCAUCGCACACUGACUGGAGAGAGCAAAUUGACCUCGCCACUGAGCUUCCACCUCCCUCAGAAGAUGAGCCAAUUUACAGAAAUAUUGAAGGUCCGAACCUUUGGCCCGAUUCAAGCAAGAUUCCAAACUUUAGGCCCACAGUGGAGGAAUACAUCUCCAAGAUGACCAGGUUGAGUACAGUUGUGAGGAAGCUAGUCUCAGAAUCCAUUGGUUUGGAUAGUUCAGCUUUUGAUGGAUAUUUCAAGGAAAACCAGCAGUGCAAAAUGAAGCUUAUUUCUUACCCCGACAAAUCUGCAUUGGCAAGCUCCAAAUCGGUUGCUUUGGAUGAUACACCUUCCACAGGACAGGGAGUUGGCCCCCACAGAGACUCUGACCUCCUCACCUAUAUCUUCCAAGCCACUGACCACAAGGACUCGCUACAAGUUCAAAACUUUCAGGGCAAGUGGAUCACAGUGCCAAACAUUCCUAAUCACCUAGUGGUCAAUAACGGACAAACAUUGGAGGCCAUUACCCAGGGCGUUUGCAAAGCAACCAUACACCGGGUAUUGAUUCCGGAGCCAGGAAGCAGCACUAGAAUAUCAAUCCCGUUUUUCCAGACAAUCGAUUUGGACUGCUAUAAAACGGCCGUUCAGAAUAUCCCCAAAGACGUUCUAAAGUUGAAAGAAGAAAGGGAUCAGAAGAUCGAGGACUGGGCAGUUGACGUAGGCUUUCAGUUCCAACCGGAUGUGGAGAAAGAGCCAGUUGGCUAUGCUGUGUUUAGGAAUAGAAUCAAAUCGCAUCAGGAUGUUGCAAAGAAAUGGUACCCUAAUAUUUUGAAGCAGGUGUUGCAAGAAUACUCUUACUAA